GGAAUGAAACCAGCCCGGAGAGCUUCCUAUUGCACAAUGCACUGGCCAGGAAACCCAAACGGAUCCGUACAGCUUUCUCCCCGUCCCAAUUACUGAGACUGGAACAUGCCUUUGAGAAGAACCAUUAUGUAGUAGGAGCAGAGAGAAAACAGCUGGCCCACAGCCUCAGCCUCACGGAAACUCAG
Messenger RNA from Pterocles gutturalis (yellow-throated sandgrouse), 185 nucleotides. Its product is annotated as homeobox protein EMX2-like. NCBI's taxonomy places the organism in Eukaryota, Metazoa, Chordata, Aves, Pterocliformes, Pteroclidae. The annotation marks the transcript as partial. The transcript has a single exon. Gene Ontology annotation, molecular function: DNA binding. Gene Ontology annotation, biological process: neuron differentiation; central nervous system development; brain development. The record is from RefSeq and is a predicted model, not a curated record.